Messenger RNA from Pochonia chlamydosporia 170, 2010 nucleotides. Its product is annotated as transposase. The coding region runs from base 1 to 2010 and encodes 669 amino acids. NCBI's taxonomy places the organism in Eukaryota, Fungi, Ascomycota, Sordariomycetes, Hypocreales, Clavicipitaceae. The record is from RefSeq and is a predicted model, not a curated record. The transcript is spliced from 3 exons.
AUGUCCUCAACGUUGCUGCCCAACCUUCAUCCAAGCCAUAGAUAUGGGGAAUCGCCAGCUGAAUUCGACCCCGAGGUCCAUUACGGCGCUGGAGACGACAAUGCGCUGUAUAAUCUUUUUGCAACUUGGCCAGAUAACUUCUUUAGUAGCCUUCCCAAACCACACGGCAACCGCGGAAUUGAUGAACCCUAUUGGGAAUUGGGGCAGUCCCGAAUCUCCUUGGAAGACUGUUUCCGAGGCUCCGGAACUCGACGAAUAUUUACGCCAGCGAUUCCAGACCCAGACAAGUUUGAAAGACGACGUCUCCGAGAGCAAGAAAAGGUAACAGAAGGCAGCAAGUGUUCAGGAACCAAUGCCCAAUUUCAGUCUGCCUUGGAAUUUGCCUGGGAGCAAGCAAAAACUGACUCCUCACUGGCUGCUGUGUUGUUUAAACACUGUCAAAGAUUCGGUUCGCGAGGGAUUUGUUCAGAACCGUCACCUUCACCAUCGGCUUUGCCCACGUCCGAGAUGACACUGCCAAGCCGUGUCGGGGAAGGGCACGAAGAAUCUAGCGGCUGCUCUGAUACGGAAUCUAGCAGUCAAAGUCAACCUGUGCCUAUCCCAAACCCACCAGUCCCCGGUCUUGCUGCCAUAUCGAUCGAUACUCUUCAAGCGCAAGUGAAUAAGUUCGCAAAGAAAACGGAUUUGGUGUUGUUAGACACAAUGGUUCCGGAAGUCGGGUGCAGAAGACCCGAUAUCUAUUUCAGUGCGAUCGCGACAAGUCGACGUGUCGGGAUACGAGCUCGCGACGUACGUGGCAUAGUCAAAGAAAAACACCCCGACACAGUCUAUACGAAGAAGGACAUAUACAACGCAAGGGCAAUUUUGCGCUGCGAGAAGCUCAACGGUUUAAACCCAACAGCCGCCUUAAUUAAGCUCUUCGAUGAGAGAAACAUACCGUACGUUGUCAAAUGGUCAGCGGCAGAGCCUGAUCGUCUUCUUGGUCUGAUAUGGACCUUCCCAUACGGUCUACGAAUGUGGAAACGCUAUCCGGAAAUAAUGAGCUUUGACAACACCUACAAUACAAACCGUUUCAAAUUACCUCUCUUUCAGGUCACGGGGCAGACCUGCCUCAAAUCGGUCUAUAAUGCCGCUUUUGGCUUGAUAGACAACGAGAGACGCGAAGGUUUCCAGUUCCUUGCUGAAGGAGUUAGACAACUGAUGGACAGGCACGAGAUUCUGUCGCCCGAUGUGAUUAUUACGGACUAUGAUAAGCAGAUGAAGGUGGCCCUUGAUAACCAGUAUCCAGGCAGCCAACAACAGGUUUGCAUCCACCAUAUUAACUCGAACGUUCUUCUUAAUGCCAAGCGAAGGUGGAAGGAUAAAAAGGAGGAAGACGACGAUGAUGGAUUCAGCGGCUCCGACAAUGGCCAGUUGCAAGUAGCACUGACUUCGACGGAUAAGGCAGCUGUUCUCGAUAUAGGGAAGCACGGUGGCCCCCUUUCUGCCCAGGCCAACCCGAUGUCGCCUGUGUCACAUAACUAUCGAGGAGUCCUUGAAUUGUGGAAGUAUGUAGUCUUUGCAGAGGCCAAGGAAGAUUACGAGAAGGCCUGGGUGCGCUUAUGCGAAGAGUUCAAUGACCAGCAGGCCAUUCUGAUAUAUCUUUACAAUGCCUAUCUGCCCAUAGCUUCGCAAUGGGCUCACUGCUUCAUCAAGAAAUACCGCAAUUUCGGGGUUCGAGUGACUUCUGGCACGGAGGCAAGCAACAACAACGUCAAGAGCUACCUGCUGAAUGGCACAAGUCACCUGUACGGGCUUGUUGAAGCGAUAGAGGGCAUGUUAGCUGAUCAGGAGCGAGACUUCAUCGAUAACUGCUCACAGGACGAAGUGUUAACCGGAAGGGUGUACUCAGGACCUGGAUCGGAAUACCUGGGGGAGUUGCGUAUUGUGGCUCUUCUUCUCAUGCGCGGCACCGCCCUCAGCAGGCUAAGUCUCAGUGUCAUUGCCAUUGGCGGCGGCGGCGGCGGCUGA